Molecule: messenger RNA, 897 nt
Organism: Parathielavia appendiculata
Lineage: Eukaryota; Fungi; Ascomycota; Sordariomycetes; Sordariales; Chaetomiaceae
Exons: 1
Source: RefSeq, a predicted model, not a curated record
AUGCCUCCUUCACUCCUGGAAACUAUCCCACUAGAACUUCUGGCUAGGGUUUGCGAAUAUAUCGGACUUUCGCACCGCCCCAGUCUGCUAUCCUUCGCACUGGCCAGCAAGCACUGCCAUUCCGUCGCCAAGAGGCUUUUCUUCCACACCAUCCGAUUCUCGGCCAACAGCGGGCGCCAGUUGGAACUCGAUGUCGGCGAGUGUAUCAGCAUUCUGGAACGCAAUACGUCAUUCUCCGACGUUCGAAUUCUGCUGAUUACGAGCCGCGGCAGGGACAAGAACGACGGUGCUCUUAGCUUGGCCCGCGGCGGCACCCGGUCUUGGUCUCUUGGUCUCCCGCUGAGUUUAUCCGAGAUCGUCGACGGCGACAAAGACAGGCUACAAGGCCUCGAGCGCCGCUCUGCCCUCGUUCCAAACGUGUAUCAUGCCACGUCCCCCCAUAUCGCCAUCCUGACGGACACGGCUUGGCAAUCGUUGGCAAGCCUUGUACAGAGACUUCAGGGUCUGCGUGACGUGUUGUACGCGGUCCCCUCUCAGUUGCCGCCCUGCCUUCUCCACGCGCUCCUCCAAUAUCAGCCGCGCUGCCGACUCCGUGUCUACACUUUUAGACUGCGCAGCCUCCAUCUUUCGGAAACAGAUCCUGAGGAGCUGGCUCUUCUGACAGCACCAUGCCUGUAUGGCAUUUGGGUGUGGUACACUGAUGGCUACGACGACUACGACCAGCCAGAUUACCAUGCCGAGGCCGUAUAUAGCAUGGUGAAAGGCCUGGCACCAAAUCUGAAAGAAGUACAGAUGUUUAAGGGACGGUUUGACUACGAGUCCUACGAGUAUGCCGGAAAUCCGCUCCCGCCCCGCCCUCCGUGGAAGGGCUUCACCAAUGUUGGCGAGGACUUGACC